Molecule: messenger RNA, 1304 nt
Organism: Pseudopodoces humilis (Tibetan ground-tit)
Lineage: Eukaryota; Metazoa; Chordata; Aves; Passeriformes; Paridae
Product: 11-beta-hydroxysteroid dehydrogenase 1-like
Biological process (GO): steroid catabolic process
Cellular component (GO): intracellular membrane-bounded organelle; endoplasmic reticulum membrane
Molecular function (GO): steroid binding; 11-beta-hydroxysteroid dehydrogenase (NADP+) activity
Source: RefSeq, a predicted model, not a curated record
UCCCCGUGGGGCCCAUCUCGCUCCUGCCUGUACCUCUGCAAAGGGAUGGGAUUGCUCCUGAAGAUUUUCAUCCCUUUGCUGGGAGCAGCCCUGGCCUUUUAUUUUUAUUCAGCACCUGAGAACUUCAGUGAAGAGAUGCUCCGGGGGAAGCGGGUGAUCGUGACGGGAGCCAGCAGCGGCAUCGGGGAGCAGAUGGCUUAUCACCUGGCUCACAUGGAGGCCCACCUGCUGCUCACGGCACGGACAGAGGCCAAGCUGCAGAAAGUUGUGGAGCGAUGCCUGGAGCUGGGUGCUGCCUCCGCCCGCUACAUCAGCGGCUCCAUGGACAGCCCCACCCUGCCCCAGGAGCUGCUCAGGGAGGCUGAGAACACCUGGGGCGGCCUGGACAUGCUCAUCCUGAACCACAUCGGCCACAGCGGCUUCACCUACUUCAGCGGGGACGUGGGCCACGUCCGAAAGCUCAUGGAGAUCAACUUUGUGAGCUACGUGGCCUUGGCCACGGCUGCCCUGCCCCUGCUGAAGGAGAGCGAGGGCAGCAUUGUUGUGGUUUCAUCCAUAGCAGGCAGAAUUGCCGGCCCUUUUACUGCUCCCUAUUCCGCAACCAAGUUCGCCUUAGAUGGAUUCUUCAGCUCCCUGAGGCAGGAGCUCAUCAUAGACAAGGUCAAUGUUUCCAUCACACUCUGCAUCCUGGGCUACAUCAACACAGAGAGCGCCGUGAGCGCCGUCUCGCACGUUAUCCCGGACACGCCGGCCCCGAAGGAGGAGUGUGCCCUGGAGAUCAUCCGGGCCGGAGCCCUGCGCCGGCGGGAGCUGCACUACCCUCCCCGGGCCGUGGGCAGCAUGCUCCUCGCCCACAGCAUCGCCCCCGAGCUCCUGGACUCCCUCAUCCGCAGCAGCUACCGCGUGGAAAACGUCAGGAGAACGUAGUCCUGGGACCGUGCUGGGACACCUGGGGCCAAGCAGGACCCAGCUGGGCGCUAAGCCGGCUGCCUGGGCACCCUUCCCACACCUCUGCUGACACCCUGGGGCAGGACACUCCAGGAGCCUGUAACGCAGCACAGGAAUGUCCUUUUUAGUAAUGGACUCUUGUAAAGGGCUGUUUCCAACCAGGAAAGAGAAGCCCUGCAGCAGCAGCAUCUGCUGCCAGUGUCCUCCUCACCAGCAGGGUUCCUGCUCAACCUGCAGAAACUGUUCCCUCUGGAAAGCCACCGAGGCAGCUGAGCUGAGCCCUGGCCCAGAACCAGGGUUUGGGCCAAGCAGCACAAACCACCCAAAGCCAUGAGAGAGUCUCUGAAUCUGGAGAU